Cynara cardunculus var. scolymus (artichoke) is the source of this 2559-nucleotide messenger RNA. RefSeq lists its product as uncharacterized. Bases 148 to 2115 code for a protein of 655 amino acids. The record is from RefSeq and is a predicted model, not a curated record. The transcript has 10 exons. NCBI's taxonomy places the organism in Eukaryota, Viridiplantae, Streptophyta, Magnoliopsida, Asterales, Asteraceae.
UUUCGCCGACUGCUUCUCUCAUUCCUCGCCAGCUUCGCACACCUAAAUUUCACCGGUUUUCGCAAUCAUAUCGCCGCCUUUCCGGUGAUCUCAUCCACUAUCUCCGAUCUUCGGCGAUCUCUCAGCUCCUCCUCCGCCACCACACUGAUGCCAGUUGCAAAACUUUUGGGCACCAGUUCCGCAGAUGCUAUGAAAGCAGAGGAAGGGAGUGACUCGUUAGAUACCUUCAUCAGACAAGCGGUUGGAAAAGAGCCUUUAUUUUCAUUCUCAAGGACCGGGGACAGCCCUAUGCAGUGGAUACAAUUACUUCAUGCUUUGGAUCAACAAGACCUUCCUGGUUGGCCCUUGCUGACCCCAAUGAAAGUUCAGAUGCAGAAGUGUGACAAAUGUGCCCGUGAGUUCUGUUCACCCAUCAACUAUCGAAGACAUAUACGAGUUCAUCGCCGGUCUUUAAACUUCCAUAAGGAGUCGCAGAAGUAUAGGGAUUUACUGGGAGCAUUUUGGGACAAGCUAUCUUAUGAGGACGCUAAGGACAUUAUGUCUUUCAAGGAUGUUAAUCUGGAGGAAGUUGCAGGCUCUUCCAUAGUAAGGAACAUAACAGCAAAUUUACGUAAACCAAUCUUUCUCUCUCUUCCGCAAGUUUAUGUGAAGGCUGGCUCUGUGCUUGUGGACAUUAUCCAAGGUAGACCUUCUAGGCUUCCAAUUUCCUCACAGGAAUUGUUUAGCAUACUGGAUGAUGCCAGCGAGAGAACAUUUCUGAGUGCUGGAACAGCUGAAUCAUUGCAAAAAUUUAUUUUUGAUGGAGAAGCUGGGAAAAUUGGGCUCGAGAUUAAAAACUUGAUUGCUUGCACCAGCUUUCUUGCUGAACAGAGAUUGGUUAAGGCAUGGCUUGCAGACAAAGAUGCUGAGGCUUUAAGAUGCCAGAAGUUGCUUGUUGAGGAGGAGGAAGCUGCUCAGAGGAGGCAAGCCGAGAUUUUAGAAAGGAAAAGACAAAGAAAGCUUCGGCAGAAGGAACAGAGAGCAAGGGAUCAAUCAAAUGAGGUGAAAGGAGAUUUAUAUGCUGCUUCUGAUGUAUUCGAGACUACUCCAUCCACAGAAACUUCCAGCCUUCCAACCUCUUCUGGGGUUGAUUUAUUAAUUCCAGACGAAGAUGUCCUCAUGCCUCUUGAGACCAUUCAGUUCUCAAACAACGAAGAAGAUGUCAAUAUUGAAUCUCAAGGUGGAUGCAGCAGCGAUCAUUCAGAUUCCACCGCUCAGAAUAAUACCAAGCAUCCGAAGGCGCAAACAAAUGAUUUACAUCAUCUCGUUACUCGAUGGCAGGUGCCAAAGUUGCAAAAAGGCGGACGAAAUGGGUUUCAUGGUAACCAGAAUGUUAAUACAUUGAAAAGGGAACAAUCACACAAGCACAGGGAACAAAGGGCUCCUCUAGUUAACAGCAGUAAGAUUUGGACCAAGAAACCUAAACCUGAAAAUGGAGGGGAGCUUGUAAAAUCUAGGGUACAAAAUGAUGCAAUUAAUCAAAGCAACUGCCAGCUGAUGAUUGGUUCCAUAUCUGUGACCGUGAGGAGUCCCAGCCAACAUCAGGCCAAUAAUCAGGCCAACGAGGUUCAAGAAAGUGGAAACAUGGAAGUCAAAAAGAGCAGUGUCCAAACUGGCACCAACCGUUCCACCGUCAAAAUUUGGAGGCCUCGACAUGAUUCAAGAGGUCAAUUGGCAGAUUCAAGAAGCAAUAAAGUAAUGGAAGAGGAUGCAAAAGGUGACAUUGAAAUUCCAACUGCUACUGAGAGUUGUUGUCAGUCGAAUGAUGAGACUGACGAGUGUCAGCCAUUACCAUUUGUUGAAGAUGGUGGUAAGCCGGAGGCAAUGCUAUUUUCUGUUGAUGCAGCAAAAGCUUUUCUUGCUCAGAGAUGGAAGGAGGCAAUCUCAGGGGACCAUUCAAAGUUGGUUCUAGCAGAACCUCCUGGUGAGGGUGAUGGUCAUGAAUCUCAGGAGCGCGCAGAGAAUCGCAUCGUUAGCAUGGAGAGUUCAAGCCACAACACAAAUGUUAGAGGGAAGUUUGCAACAAAGGGUGUGAAGACAAAGUACAUUCCAAAACAGAGAGGCGGUGGUAAUUAGGAGGUAGGGAGAGGAAGAAAUCCAAGGUAAAUUUAGGUUGAUGAUGGUUUAUACUGAACGAAUGAAUGAAUGAAGGAACAAUGUGCAGGUUCUAUUAACACCAGAAAGAAACGUUUAUUAAAUAUUCUUGUUAGCCAGAGAGAGGUGCCAGUUUUACGAGUGGCUCCUUCUGUCUGCUGCCAUCUUUUGAGGAGGUUUCAUAGUUGUUUUUCUUUUAUAUGUUGAAGAGAGUGGGGGUUUUGGAUUAUAGUUUUGGAUGGAGCUGAUGCUUUUUUUUGCCAACUGUUGAAAUAAUCGCGAUGCAAUGAAACCGCUGGGUUUGUUUUUUUUGGUGGAUGAUACUUGUUUGCUCAUUUUGUAGUUACUUGAUGAAAGCAGAUGGGAUGUAAUAAACCAAACUCCUUACAUAUGUUUUGUGUUUGAAUCCAUCAUGUUCUAGUCUUU